Myotis lucifugus (little brown bat) is the source of this 1464-nucleotide messenger RNA. It is a transcript of the gene TMEM182, whose product is annotated as transmembrane protein 182. The transcript is spliced from 5 exons. The record is from RefSeq and is a predicted model, not a curated record. Bases 173 to 862 code for a protein of 229 amino acids. Lineage: Eukaryota; Metazoa; Chordata; Mammalia; Chiroptera; Vespertilionidae. Gene Ontology annotation, cellular component: membrane.
UACAAUCCACCGGCUGGUUGUGAGUGAGAAGCCACCAAAACAUGAGCUAGGAGAGGCUUCUCAAGACGAUUCUGCCUUCUCAGAAAUCUUUAUUCUUUUUUUUGUUGAGCAGCUAGGUGUUUGCCAUUUUUAAAUUUCUUGUUUUGUUUAAAGGGAAACCAGUGAGUUGAAAAUGAGACUAAACAUCGCCAUCUUCUUUGGGGCUCUCUUUGGUGCUUUAGGGGUUUUACUCUUUUUGGUGGCAUUUGGAUCGGACUAUUGGCUUCUUGUGACCGAAGUGGGGAAGUGUUCAGGUGAACAGAAUAUAGAGAACGUGACUUUCCACCACGAGGGGUUCUUCUGGAGAUGCUGGUUCAAUGGGAUUGCGGAAGAAAACCAGCCGGAUCUCUGGAAGUUCUGGUACGGCAAUCAGCCGGCAUCCAAGACCUGCACACAUGCUUACCUGUCGCCAUACCCUUUCAUGAGAGGCGAGCACAAUGCCACCGCCUAUGACUCUGCCGUCGUUUACCGUGGUUUCUGGGCUGUCUUCAUGCUCCUGGGGGUAGUCGCUGUCGUGACCGCAAGUUUCCUGAUCAUCUGUGCAGCCCCUUUCGCCAGCCACAUUCUCUAUAAGGCCGGCGGGAGCUCAUAUAUUGCUGCAGGCAUCCUGUUUUCCCUGGUGGUGAUACUGUACGUCAUCUGGGUCCAGGCAGUGGCUGACAUGGAAAGCUACACAAACAUGAGAAUGAAAGACUGCUUGGAUUUCACGCCUUCUGUCCUGUAUGGCUGGUCAUUUUUCCUGGCCCCAGCAGGGGUGUUCUUUUCUUUGCUCUCUGGGUUACUAUUCCUAGUUGUUGGGCGACAUAUUCAGCUACACCACUAACCACACUGUUGCCACUGGCGUUUUCUUGAGAAGUUUGAAAACAGCAUAUUUUAUUGUUAUUUGCUCCAGUGAUCCUAGCAGGGAAUUAGUUGAUGUAACUUUUUAGUUGCUAUUUGAAUUAGCCAUUUCACUUGUGAUUUUCUCUAAUAAGAAGGUUCUGGAAUCUCUCCGGACCCCAACAUAUUUUCAUCUUUUAAGUGCGACCCAGAACCUGGUUCUUCAGGGAGCAGGUAACAAGGCCUCCUUCAUUGCACUUGCCAGAGUUCACGCAGGUUGCAAACAUUAAAGGCAGAACAGCAGCAGCAUAAUACCAUGCUCUGGGGCAAUCAAGAUUUGACUCGAAGCCUUCUUCUUGGCAUUCACUUCUGUUGCUACUUAAAAACAUCUUUGGAAAUUGAUUAAGAAUGAAAAACAAGUAUCAGAGAAUUUACUCCAUUUCUUCUCCACACAUGUACAUAUCCAUGUCUACGUUCACUGACUCCUUUGAGCAAGUUAUUCAUUAUUUAAAAAUAGAUAGCAGUUGUUCUUGUAGCAGGAGCCACACAAACGUAUCAGUUAUAAUAAUAAUUAUAUAAUUACAAUAAAAGGCCAUGCAAAACCGA